This is a messenger RNA of Cyprinodon tularosa, 822 nucleotides long. Its product is annotated as survival motor neuron protein-like. The transcript has 4 exons. The record is from RefSeq and is a predicted model, not a curated record. Bases 145 to 426 code for a protein of 93 amino acids. Lineage: Eukaryota; Metazoa; Chordata; Actinopteri; Cyprinodontiformes; Cyprinodontidae.
CUUUCCAUGUUGUUGUGUUGUGGUCUAUCAGUGCUAAUGAAUGGUAAUGUGAAAAACUUGAUUAUUCGUUUCACUUUGAUAUUUUUUAAACCUAUAAGUUGGAGUAGGAUAAGUCUCACUAUUGUUGCCCUUGGAUAUUUUUAGAUGAAAAAGGGAGCUGGCAAUCAGAGUAAAAUAGACGAGGAAGCAGCAGAGAAGAGGAAUUUCGCAAACUUUUUCCCACCUUUCACUCCUCCUCGCAUUGGCUCCAUGGACCCACUGUCCUCCAUCCCUUCUCCUCCUCCUUGGACGUUUUUUGAGAACGAUAAAGGCGAUUGUCUGGAUGUCAAUGCCAUCACAAACAUGUUGAUGAUGUGGUACAUGUGUGGCUUCCAUACUGGCUCCUACCUGGCUCAGCAGAAAUCUAAAUCCUCCUCUAAAGACUAACUAAAAGAUCACCCCUGAAAAUGCAUGAAGACUGAGGGUCGGGGAGAAAAGGCAACAGUUUGUUGUUCUGGCUUUUCGUUUGGACCUUUUUGGAACAAAGAAGCACUUUUUUUUAUUUUUUUUAUUUUUUUGUGGUUUAAACAUUAUUUGAUGCUUUGGGGAAAAAACAAUCUUUGGAAAUUGUAUAGGUUAGUUGUUUUGUUCAAGGUUAUUAAACACUUUUUUUUUUUUUUUUUUCAUUGUAAAUUACAUGAGGCUUUGAAAGGAAAUUAGAUUAAAAUUUUAGUAAAGCUAAAAUCAUUUGUUGAAGAGAAAUAGUUGUGUAUGUAUUACAGAUUCAUGCAUUUUCAUUGUAUUCGGAUAUUAAAUCCUGUUUAUUGAAGGACCUGGGUUAAA